Molecule: messenger RNA, 2545 nt
Organism: Agelaius phoeniceus (red-winged blackbird)
Lineage: Eukaryota; Metazoa; Chordata; Aves; Passeriformes; Icteridae
Source: RefSeq, a predicted model, not a curated record
UCUCCCCGGCGCUGCUGGCUCCGCAUGCCCGUGCCGAGGCUCCCGGAGCAGCCCUGAUUCCCUGAGCUCCGCGUCCAUCCCGGGCGAUCCGGAGGCGCCCGAGCAGCGCGGGGCCGAGCAGGGCAGGGGAUGUCAUGGCGGCCGCAGUACCGCAGCUCCAAGUUCCGGAAUGUUUACGGGAAGGCGGCGAGCCGGGAGCACUGCUUCGACGGGAUUCCCAUCACCAAGAACGUCCACGACAACCAUUUCUGCGCCGUCAACGCGCGGUUCCUGGCCAUCGUCACCGAGAGCGCCGGCGGCGGCUCCUUCCUCGUCAUCCCGCUGGAGCAGACUGGCCGGAUCGAGCCGAACUAUCCCAAAGUUUGUGGUCACCAGGGAAAUGUGCUGGACAUCAAGUGGAAUCCCUUCAUUGAGAACAUUAUCGCCUCCUGCUCCGAGGACACCUCGGUGCGGAUCUGGGAGAUUCCGGAGGGGGGACUGAAGCGGAACAUGACGGAGGCGGUGCUGGAGCUGUACGGGCACAGCCGCCGCGUCGGGCUCGUGGAGUGGCACCCCACCACCAACAACAUCCUCUUCAGCGCCGGCUACGACUACAAGGUGCUGAUCUGGAACCUGGACAUCGGCGAGCCGGUGAAGAUGAUCGACUGCCACACGGACGUGAUCCUCUGCAUGUCCUUCAACACCGACGGCAGCCUCCUGGCCACCACCUGCAAGGACAAGAAGCUGCGCGUGGUGGAGCCGCGCUCCGGGAGGGUCCUGCAGGAGGCCAGCUGCAAGAACCACCGCGUCAACCGCGUGGUUUUCCUGGGAAGCACCAAACGGCUUCUGACCACGGGAGUGUCCCGCUGGAACACCCGGCAGAUCGCCCUCUGGGACCAGGAAGAUUUAUCCAUGCCUUUGAUCGAGGAGGAGAUUGAUGGGCUCUCGGGGCUCCUCUUCCCCUUCUACGACGCUGACACCCACAUGCUGUACCUGGCUGGGAAGGGCGACGGCAACAUCCGGUACUACGAGAUCGGCUCGGAAAAGCCCUACCUGAGUUAUCUCAUGGAAUUCCGCUCGCCAGCUCCGCAGAAAGGGCUGGGGGUGAUGCCGAAGCACGGCCUGGACGUCUCCGCCUGCGAAGUUUUCCGUUUCUACAAACUCAUCACCCUCAAGGGGCUCAUCGAGCCCAUCUCCAUGAUCGUCCCGAGGCGGUCGGAGACGUACCAGGAGGACAUUUAUCCCAUGACUCCAGGGACGGAGCCAGCCCUGACCCCAGACGAGUGGCUCAGUGGGGUCAACAGAGAUCCCAUCCUGGUGUCGCUGAAGGAGGGAUACAAGAGGAAUUCCAAGAUUGUCUUCAAGGCGCCGGUGAGGGAGAAGAAGAGCGUGGUGGUCAACGGGAUCGACCUCCUGGAGAACGUCCCACCGCGCACGGAGAACGAGCUGCUCCGGAUGUUCUUCCGGCAGCAGGACGAGAUCCGGCGGCUGAAGGACGAGCUCUCGCAGAAGGACAUUCGGAUCCGGCAGCUGCAGCUGGAAUUAAAGAACUUCCGGAACAGCCCCAAGAACAAUUGACUCCAGGGAUGUUUUCUAAAGAAAUUCCUUUGUUUCUACUCCUGAAUUCCUUGGAUCCACUCACCCAGAACACAAUUCCGGAGUCCGCGGCUGCCGAGAGCCUGGAAUCACGUCCUGCGUGUCUUGUCUGGCACUAAUCCCGCUCUAACCUGAUUCCUGGGAAAGCCUGGAGGCUCCCAGUAAGUCGGAGCCAUGUCCUGUCCGUUGGGAUGAGCCAGCCCGGGGCAGAUUCCCGGGAAAGCGCGACGCUUCCUUGCUAUUAAUUUUUUUUCCUAUGCAAAAAAUGUGACAGUGGGAGCGGAACUGGAAAAGGGGCGGGAAGUGGGAAGGGCUUGAUCGUCAAAGGGGGUUUCCGUGUGGGAAUCCGGGAUCCUUCCCGUGCUGGGAAACUGGGAUCAUUCCCAUGGGAGCAGGACGGGAUCCUUGCUGUGGUGGGAAACUGGGAUCAUUCCCAUGGUGGGAGCCUGGGAUCCUUCCCAUGGGAGCAGGACGGGAUCCUUCCCAUCAUUGUAACUUGGGAUCCUUCCUGUAGUGGGAACCUGGAAUUCUUCCUGCAGCUGGAGCCUGGGAUCUGUCCCAGGAUCCUUUCCCAUGGUGGGAAUCUGGGAUCCUUCCAAUGGUGGAAAUUCAGGAUCCUUCCCGUGGUGGGAUCCCGGGAUAUUCCUGGGGGUGCUGCCCCAUGGAUGGAGCCCAAGGGAUGGAUCCUGAGGAUGGAUCCCAAGGGACGCACCCGGAGCUUGCCAGGCUCAGCACUUUGGACAAUCCCAGGACUGACGGGAUUUGCCUGGAGCACAGGGAAUGACACCAAAUCCCAUUGGUUUUUCCUGGAGAUCCCAAUUCCCACUCAGUCCGAGCUGCUGAAGUUCCCAGCGCGGGCCUGUCCCGUCCGUGUCCUGCGUUCCCUGCUGCGUUCCAUGUGCUGUCAUUCCUGAUUUAUUUAUGCUCCCACGGGAUAGUGAUGGAAUAAAAUCUUUUCAGAACACCAGAA